Messenger RNA from Ananas comosus (pineapple), 606 nucleotides. RefSeq names its product vignain-like. The transcript has 2 exons. Bases 1 to 606 code for a protein of 201 amino acids. NCBI's taxonomy places the organism in Eukaryota, Viridiplantae, Streptophyta, Magnoliopsida, Poales, Bromeliaceae. The record is from RefSeq and is a predicted model, not a curated record. Gene Ontology annotation, cellular component: lysosome. Gene Ontology annotation, molecular function: cysteine-type endopeptidase activity.
AUGCACCAGAUCAGAACAGGAGAGCUGGUUGAUCUUUCGGUGCAGCAAGUAGUUGACUGCUCCGCCAGACCUAACAUGCGAGGAGCAUUCAAAUGCGUACUAAAAAAUGGAGGUAUCGCGACGGCAUCGACGUAUCCCUAUGUCGGAAAUCGCGGGGAAUGUGAUACAAGAAGAGCUGCGAGGAUCGCAGCAUCAAUUGAUGGAUAUUCAGUUGUGAUGUGGAGUGACGAGUCCGCCCUUAUGCGAAAGGUUGCAAAUGGUCCUGUUGCUUGCGGCAUAUCAUGUACCCCGGAGUUUGACGCAUAUGCUGGUGGUGUCCUUAAGGCUUCUGCCCCAAAUACGCUAGAUCAUGCCGUUUUAGUUGUUGGAUACGGCACCGACAGAGAUGAGGGUGACUAUUGGAUAAUUAAGAAUUCAUGGGGCACAGGCUGGGGAGAGAAUGGAUACGCACGCAUUCAGCGUGGCGUCCCAUUCGUUGGAGGUCCAUUUGGUCUUGCUCAACUUAUAAUGUUUCCAUAUUUACGGAGGCCGAGUUCGGAGACGGUCUGCUCUACGUCGACGGGGAGUUCAAAGAAACGGAAGCGUGACACGAAGUUCAAAGAAUAG